This is a messenger RNA of Erigeron canadensis, 1273 nucleotides long. RefSeq names its product E3 ubiquitin-protein ligase ATL42-like. NCBI's taxonomy places the organism in Eukaryota, Viridiplantae, Streptophyta, Magnoliopsida, Asterales, Asteraceae. The transcript has a single exon. Bases 54 to 1232 code for a protein of 392 amino acids. The record is from RefSeq and is a predicted model, not a curated record.
UAAAACUUGACAAGAAAAACAACACUCAAAGAAUUGAACUCCAAAGCUAUUGAAUGAAUCACACAAAAGCCUUUCUCUUGAUAUUCAUCUUCUUCAUACUACUCUUUUCUAAUGCUUUUGCUCAACAAAGUGUAAGUAAAUCCGAUGAUGUUGUAGACGUACAUAAAGUGCGUCCUAACGUCAUUAUCAUCAUCGGGAUCCUAUGUUCUAUGUUUAGUUUAACGUUUCUGAUACUCGCGUGCAUGAAAUUUUGUCAUGCAGACAUAACUCACCGCGCAACUCAUGGGGUUAUUAUUUCAAGGUCACGACGUUCUGGGAUUGAUAAGAAAGCAAUUGAGUCUUUGCCUUUUUUUAGAUUUUCGUCGCUCAAGGGGUCAAAAGAAGGGCUAGAAUGUGUAGUAUGCCUGUCGAGUUUUGAAGAUUCUGAAGUGUUAAGGUUGUUGCCUAAAUGUAGGCAUGCGUUUCAUAUGAAAUGCAUCGAUGAAUGGCUAGAAAGUCACUCCACUUGCCCUCUUUGUCGAUACAAAUUUAAUACAUCGGAGAUCAUUGACUUCAGUUGCACAAAUAGUUUGAGGUAUACUCAAGAUGAGGCGGGUUUCAAUAACCUUGAAAUCUUUAUUAAGAGAGAGCAAGAUGGUUCUUCUAGGUCAUCAAGGUUUAGUAUUGGAAUUGGAAGUAGUUUUAGGAAAUUUGGGAGAAGUAGUCCUAAAGAAGAUGUCUUGAUUCAAUAUAAAGAUCAAAGGUUGUUGGAUAAAUUCAAGCAUAGGAUUAUUGUAUCCGACAUUGUUUCCAAGAGCCGUUGGAGCGACGUGAAUUCCUCAGAUUUGAUGCUUCUGAACUCCAAGAUGCUUAAUGAGGUGUCAAAUAAGCGUUUUUCGCCUUCAAAUAGUGGGAAAUUUGAAAUUGACAUUGAACAAGUAAUUAAGUUUAAAGAGAAUAUGGAUAGAAGAAGAUUAUAUGAGUCCAAGGUUGGAAAAGCCAUAGAUAAUGGAGAAAGUUCUGUUUCGGCUUCCCACUUUCCUAGGCAAGUGAAAGACGACGAAUCUGAAGGUAUGGAGAAGAGAUCAAUGUCAGAGAUUACAAAUGUCUCGAGGUUCAGAGAAACUAGAAGUUCAGAUUGGGCGGGUAGUGGGAAGCACGAGAGGUUAAAUAAGGUUUGGUUGCCAAUGGCGAAAAGAACCAUUCAAUGGUUCACAAACCAGGAUAGAAAUACCUUUGAAGCAAGAACUUAACUAUUUUCAAAUUAUAUUCUAGUGGCUUAAUUCUUACUGUA